AUGACGAUGACAAGUCCAGAGAUUUCCGACGAGGAUGAGACUCAAAUCGACAAGUGCGACACCUCGUCGUCGUCGGGUGAGUCAACGUCGAGCAGCAACAACAGAUGGCAGCGCCACUCGUCUCCACUAGUCGCACUCGUCGGAAAGCCGCAUGUUGACCCGAACCCGGGUCCAAGGUCAGCUGGGGGAACCAACUGGGUCAUGACGAAGCUGUAUGACCAACAAGGGGGUUUAUUGUCGCAUCUUCGGGAUGAUGACGAAGAGGAGAGGAAGAGGAAAGCAGCGGAAAUCGAUGCCAAGAAGGCCGAGGUCAGGAAGCGUCUGGAAGAGGCUUCCAAGGCUAAACAAAAGGCCAAGAAGGGUUUCAUGACACCGGAGAGGAAGAAGAAACUCAGGUUGUUGCUAAGGAAAAAAGCCGCUGAGGAAUUGAAGAAGGAACAAGAGAGGAAAGCCCAAGAGCGACGCAGGAUCAUUGAAGAACGUUGUGGACACGCCAAGAACCUCGAUGGAGCCAAUGAAGGUAACAAAACCAACCAGCUUUGUUUUGUCUACCAAAAAAAGAAAACCAACAUCAUCAUCACACUUGAGGACCUAAAGGAUUUCUGCAAACAAUACCACAAACGAAUUACCAGCCUGGAGGGGGAUAAGUUUGACUUGGAAUAUGAGGUCCGAAAGAAAGACUUUGAGCCGAGCUUCAAACAAUUUGCAAGGAAUACCAUGCCAGAAUCAGUGCACUUGAAAGUGAAAAAUACGAUUGCGAGUAUGAGUGUAAGAGGAGGGAAUUUCAGGUAA
This is a messenger RNA of Notodromas monacha, 792 nucleotides long. The record is from the annotation of a GenBank genome assembly. NCBI's taxonomy places the organism in Eukaryota, Metazoa, Arthropoda, Ostracoda, Podocopida, Cyprididae.